UGCCCUCUCCUACCCUGACGUCAAAGAACAGAUCACAAGCAAGAUUAGGGUUUUUCAUUUCUCUUAUUGCAGCAAUUAGCCUGGGACUGUAUAAAAGGGCUACAGAAUGGGAGGGAGACAGCGGGAAAAUCUGGGGACAUAAAGAGAUAGCUCAGAAACACAGAGAGCCAGAGGGAGGAAGAGAGGGGAAAGAGUGGAAUUCACCUCGUAUUUCUAGCUUAAGAGAAACUUUUUCUAACUUGCAAUAAAGAAAUGAGCUGAACUUUGAAAUCCCCUGCUCAGCUGCAGUCAGCCUAAUUUCUCUCAGAAAGCAGGAGCACUAAAUACUGCAGACACCUGUUUUUUUGUUUUGCUUUUAAGCUCAGUUUGAUGAUUUCUUAUUUUUAGCACCUUGCACUUCCACUCCUUUGGUGCAGGAAAACAAAAAAACAGAAAUUACUUAUUUCUAAAGGCUUGGGUUUUCCCCCCCAUUAUUUUUUUUAACAGAGUUAAUGAGGGAUAUAGUGGCAGGUAGCGUUGCAGGUUGAGGGGGAUUUCUGGGAAGACAUUAUGGGGCUUCUGAGUGUGGACUUGUUAAUCACACUCCAGAUUUUGCCAGGGUUCUUCUCUAACUGCCUUUUCUUGGCUCUGUACGAUUCUGUUGUGUUGGUAAAACACGUGCUCCUGCAACUAAAUCGUUCCAAAUCCAGCCAGAGUCAAUGGCGACGGAUGCUCACCCCUGAAGGGCUGCGCUGCGUCUGGAAAAGUUUCCUAUUGGAUGCCUACAAACAGGUGAAGCUGGGCGGAGAUGCUCCAAAUUCCAAUGUCGUCCAUGUAACAAGUAGAAGGAAAUGUAAAACACUUGGAGGGCAGUGUCAUCUGCUAGACUUUGCAAGUUCGGAGCGCCCCCUAGUUGUCAACUUUGGGUCGGCCACCUGACCCCCAUUCAUAAGCCAGCUGCCAGCAUUCAGCAAACUGGUGGAGGAGUUCUCUGAUGUGGCUGACUUUCUGUUGGUAUACAUUGAUGAGGCUCAUCCCUCGGAUGGCUGGGCUGCUCCUGACACACCCUCCUAUGAAGUGAAGAAGCACAGAAACCAAGAAGAUCGAUGUGCAGCUGCCAGCAAGCUCCUACAACAUUUCUCUAUCCCCCCUCAAUGUCAGAUCGUUGCUGACUGCAUGGAUAAUAAUGCCAAUGUGGCAUAUGGCGUAUCCUUUGAAAGGGUGUGCAUUGUACAGAAGCAAAAGAUUGUGUAUCUGGGGGGUAAAGGGCCAUUCUUCUAUAACCUCCAGGAAGUCCGAAGAUGGCUGGACCUCACUUUUGGAAAGAGAUGAAAGGUAGUUGGAUAAACUGCCAUUAGUUUCUGGAGAAAAGACUGCAAAGGGAGGAAUAUCACAUUGAGCCAGUGUAUAUUUAGUUCUAAGGAUAUGUCGGACAUCAUGAAGUCCUGUGCAAAAAGCAUUUGCAAUGUACAUACUAGACGCAGUUGAUAUGACCAAAACACAGACAGUUAACUUCAGGAAUCCACAAUCCAUAUGUGUGAAAUGUAUUUUACUGUGAACUCUCUGCUCAGUCAGAAUCCAAACAAUUCUGCCAAGGCUUCACUAACUUCUAACAUCAAACAACAGCAAUAGAAAAGAAAGAAACAAACAAACAAACAGAAAAACAAUGAUCAGACUCCAAACAGGGUUUUAGAGUAAAGAUUUGUAAAAAGAGAAAGGGUUUAUUUUACAAAGAGGAAGAAGGGAAAUUUAGAAUAUGUCAGUUUACAAAAACAAGCAAAGAGAAGCUGGUACAGACAUCACUGCUUAUCACUCAAGUUAUUAUUCCCGCAAAGAGAUUGUAUGCAAAAGUAGAGUUUAUUCCCGCAAAGAAAGACGAGGAAGUAGUAGGGAGGAACAAAAUUUUCUGUGCAUUUAAUGAUUUUUUUUAUUUUUAUUUUUACUGAUCAGGUGUCGCAGAUUAUAGUUUUCAGGGGGUUAUGUUUAAACAUAAUUUAUUUUGCUACAACAACUUUCUUUAUGUACAUGGAUGAAAAUCCAGAUAACGACAUUGUUACCUCAAUAGGGGAUACAACCGCAUCAAAACACUCAAUGCUUUCUGCUCUCCAAGAAGAGAUGUUCUAGGGAUUGCUACAUGGGUAAGAGGGAGACAGAUUAUUGUUCAUAUCCUCAGAGCGCAGAGCCUAGAGAAGCAUUUAUAUAGCCAUAAAUAGCUUUCUAUACAAUACUUGUUCCCACACUCUGAGAACUUCCGUACCAAUUAGAAUCAUGCUUGAGGCACAUAUCUGACAGAAGAGGUAAAAAAAUGUGAAAAUCCAUUCUCAGAUUUUAAAAAUAUAAAGACUGAUACACUACUUAUUGCCCCGAGGCAACAACAGUGUAAAAGUCUGUAGGAAUACUACAUAGAUCAGAAUUAUGGUGUCUGCUUACAUACGUACACAUAUUGCUCUUCACUGACAAUAACAUAAUGCUUACAACGAAAUUCUCUCAAAAGCUUUUACAUGGGGCCUGGAAGGUGACAAUCUAAAGGAGUGCCUUACUAAAUAUGCAAUACAUUUCUAACAAUUAAAUAGUAUUCAGAUGCAUAGCAGUGAGCUGUUAAAAAUUCACAAAAACAGCAAUUUUUCUGCUGAAUUAAAAAAAAAAAAAUGCUACAGUAACAGUUUGCAAACAGGCAACCCCCUAAACAUUCAGACAUAUUUGGGCUGAGGAUAAUUUGAUAAAAUUGCUUCAAAGAGUGGGUGGUUAACUUUGCCAUAAUAAAAUACAGGAUAGAUGGGUGGUAAUUGAAAUUAAUAGAUUAAUUUAGUUGCACAUUGGAUAGUAAGGCGAAUUUUGGACGUUCAAAAUACUAACCUCUAAAUCCAAACAGGUAGUGCUACAAGGAGCUGGCCACACUGAAGACUCAUUUUCAGAAUAGGACCAGGCCAUCCAGUGCCUAAUAGAAUUGGCAAUUUUGAUGCUUAUUACCAGAAGAGAUAUACCGUUACUACAAUAAGCUAAUUGGCAAACAUUGCUUCUUUCAGCCACUCUUAAAGAGCUUAUAACCCACAGAGGCUUUAUCUCAUGAUUCUACAAAUGUCCUGCCACAUCUCCUGGAAAAGCUCAUUAUGCAGUCUAAUUGCAGCAUCUGUCUAGAACUCAUGAUUGGGAAACAAAAGGCCACAAUACAACAUAACCUCAGAAAUCUGCUCUUUCAUAAAGAUAUUGAUAUACAAAAAAAAACAUCCAAUAUUUGAUUAAAGAUCAAGUAGAAUCAGAUAGCUUUAAAUGCCCUACAAUCGACUGCAUUUAACUUACCUACUUCUACUCCCAAUAUAGCAGUAACCGAUAUCAGUUAAAAACAACAACUAUUAACUAGCGUAUCUAUACCACACAAAAUCAUUUGCUCCUUAUGGUUCUUAAGUGAAAAUGAUAACUAUUUUCAUAUUAUUAGACCAAGCAAAUAACAUGCCAAUGCUGGGUAUUAGAACUUGCUGAGAGAUAGUAUGUGAUCUAUUAGAUAUGUUCUAAUGAGUAUCCAGGAGUAGUUAUGGUAGGUGUGAUGUACCUUUAAAUAUGUUGUUCCUAAAUUUAAAGGUACAUCACACCUACCAUAACUACUCCUGGAUACUGAUUGGAACAUAUCUAAUACCUACUUUGUGUCUUGCACUCUGGGCUUUUUAGUGGAAGCCCUUUUAUUGCAGUAGAAUAGUACCCUCCAACAUACUAUUUUGCUCUAAAUCUGAGAAUUUAAUUCUCAAACCAUAUCCAGUAUUUGAUCUAUAUUUUGAUAUUUUUUUCUAAAUAUGGGUAUGUUAAAGAGAGCUGCAAUAAUUCUCUUCAGACAAGAAAAGGUUACUCUAAACACCAUAAGAACUUGAGUAACCAGAAGUGGUUAUAGCGCAUGGCAAAUGCAGCACUGAACUGCUAAUUUUUGACACAUUUGUCUUUUGUUUCCUGGGCACAGCUCAGCUCCCACCAAUCGGCCAACAAAUAACUUUGCUUCCAGGCUACCUAUGCCAUCCAAGUGUUGUAGGGAGUGUCGGCUUGGUCACAACUUGGGCCAAGCACUCUCUCUUAUCUCAGGAGAGAGAACCAAGCUGCAGACAAUGGCUAUGCCAAAAGUUGCAUAUAACCCAGUUCACCACUUUUUCUGUGGUAGGACUGCUAUCAGUUGACAGAGCAGAGCAAUAAUAUCUAAUCCUACACAAAACUACUUAUACCAGGGGUGAUCAAAAGGUAGAUUUCCAGAUGUUUUAAUAAUGACAACUUCUAUGAUGUUUGCCAUUGUAAUAGCAUUCCGAAUGCAUGUGAAGCAUCAUGGGAGUUGUAGUUUUACAACAUCUACCUUUUGGGAACCCCUGACAUACCAUAAAGCCUGAUGUGCAGGAGUUCAUGAUAUAGAUUUUCUUCCUGGUGUGGAAAGGGACUGCCUACAGACAGAACCAUUAUUCAGUGAACCAGGGGAAAGUUUUAAGGUAUGUGCCUUUUUGACAUUAUAUUGAAUGCAUUAUCUUUAUAUUGCUUUCAGCAAGUUCCCCUUUAGCAAGCAAAUGUCAAAAUCCUCAGAAGUGUUGCUUACAAUGUAAAACAACAAAUACAAUCAAACAAGAACAGCAGAUUUAAUUGUACCAUGAUAAGAUGCUGUAUGUUCUGUGCCUAAAGCUGCAAAUACAAUUUUAACCAUCUAGAAACUAGGUCUCUAGUAGAGAUUUGUCACAUGAUUCAGUGGAGCAGAAUUCUCAAGGUGACAAAUUACAAUUCUGAAUGCAGAAAACAAACUUCCAUCUUCUGACCGUUAUUGACAAACUGUAACAAUAUAUUAUGUACUGUAUUGAUAUCCUGUCGUACUGUAAUAUAGCAAAGUGCCAUGUUCUUAUCGCUGAACCUGACCAAUCUCUUCUUCACCUACACAACUAGAUGAACACCUCAAAGCAUUCUGCAGGUCUUUUGAGUCCCAAGUGCACCACACAAAGAACAAUAGAUCAUUUAGAAAUGACUGACCCAGGACUGCUGGGCAGAUUCUGAAUAGGUGGUGGUGUUUGCAUAUUUAUCUCUUUGAUGCAGUUUUACUCAGAUCGUUUUAGUUUACUACAACUAAUGAAUGUGUUGUUACACAUUUGUUUUUGGUUUUCACAUCUGGGAGGAGUGAUCUCUCUAUUUUUGUGUUAUGUUUCCUAUAACCUACCAGUUGUCAAACUAUUAUAGAGAUGUCAUAAAUAAUGGUCUUUAAAAAAAAAAAAAAAAAAUAUGACCUCAAUGGGGCUAGAUGCCAAUGUAUUUUCACUGUAUGUAUCAAUACGAUUUGCAGGUCAAUAAUACCUCACAUGGUAUGUAUCAAUGAGGUAAAAGGGUUAGUGAUACCUCAAUAUCUUUAUGUAAAAAAAAAAGAAAAAACACAAGAAAAAAACAAACACACAGAUAUAAGUUUUAAAUGUGAGUGUAAUAUUACUUUGACAUACCUCUUUUGCCUUUUACAGUUACAAGAAAUCUGUGUUGUAGAAAAAAAACAAAAAACAGGUAAUGGGUAUAGGAGACUGGAUUGAGAUGAAAUAUGUAUUCUGACUUUUUUAUUAAGUAAUCAAUAAGAAUAGAUCUAGAAUUCAAGUUUCAGCAAAAUAAGAGAAGAUAUACAUAUAAGAACACUUAAAAGUUGUACCUCGGGUUAUAAAAAGCAGACUUCCUAAAGCAAAAGCUGGGAAAAAAUAGUCAAGUUAACCAACUUUUACAUAUCACUUUGAACUUGUUUUUAUAUGUGCUCAUUUAUAUACAAUGAACACAAGUUGCAAACAUGACUCUCUUUAAUACAUCUGGACUAAGUUCAUCAUUAAUCAAGGAGCACCAUUAUUUUAUGUCUCUCUAGAGCUUAAGGUUUUUUGUUGUUUUUUAUUAGCCUAAAUGUUAUUUUAUAUAAUUUUAUAGAGUUAGAAAAAAAAAAAUAAUAAUACAUGUUUAUAACCAUUUAUAUAUCUGAACACAGUACCACUAAUUUGUACACACCAAUCUGCCACCGGCAAGCAGAGCACACAAAACCAAACUGUCCUGCGUGGCUUCUAUUUUGCCAGUCACCAUGUUACAUUUGUAUCUAAACAGUGAAAGGGAAGAGGCAGAGUGUGAAGUUACUUUGUGUCACUGAAGAAUAGACAAGCAGGUGACCUUCAGUAAUCUGCUGCAAUGACUGGGUCACUACUUUUUUUUUUUUUUUUUUAAGUGAAAGAGGUCAGCCAGUACUGUGUGACCAAGAGACAGGUGGAUGACAGCACAUUACUAUAGCUUGGUGGAGAAGCUCUGGCGUGGGAAUGAAGGGUGCCAUAGAAAGAGUCCAAACUCUGUUGGUACCUGGAUAGUGUCACGUCACUGCCAGGCUCUGCCCAGAUAUGGUUCAGAUGCCAAUAUCCAACUAAGGGAACUCUCUCUUUUUAUACUCCAAUUUCUCAGUUGUUAUACAGCAAACAAUCCAAACUGUGCUUUAAAGGUGAUCUAAUAAAUAUCAGAAUUAGUAAAUGUUUUAACUUUACUUUAAUAAAAUCAUGAAAUGAAA
Messenger RNA from Pelobates fuscus (common spadefoot toad), 6502 nucleotides. It is a transcript of the gene DIO2, whose product is annotated as iodothyronine deiodinase 2. The record is from RefSeq and is a predicted model, not a curated record. Gene Ontology annotation, biological process: thyroid hormone metabolic process. Gene Ontology annotation, molecular function: thyroxine 5'-deiodinase activity. NCBI's taxonomy places the organism in Eukaryota, Metazoa, Chordata, Amphibia, Anura, Pelobatidae. The transcript has 2 exons.